This is a messenger RNA of Erinaceus europaeus (western European hedgehog), 1340 nucleotides long. RefSeq names its product C1q and TNF related 12 (gene C1QTNF12). Lineage: Eukaryota; Metazoa; Chordata; Mammalia; Eulipotyphla; Erinaceidae. The transcript has 8 exons. Bases 287 to 1231 code for a protein of 314 amino acids. The record is from RefSeq and is a predicted model, not a curated record. Gene Ontology annotation, molecular function: hormone activity. Gene Ontology annotation, biological process: negative regulation of gluconeogenesis; positive regulation of D-glucose import across plasma membrane; positive regulation of insulin receptor signaling pathway.
CUCCCCCUGCAGCCUGCCCCGGCGAGGUGUGGGGCGGAGAGCGGCGCUGCUUGGGCGCUGCACGCGGGAGGCCGGCGCCGGCCCAGCCCGGACAGGAGCUCUCGCCUGACCCCGGCGCCGCAGCCGUCGCGCCGCCGCUCCCGGCUCGUCCCGCGCAGACAUGCACCGGCGGCGGCCCGGCGCCCCCCGGGGCCUCGCCCCCGCGUCCCGGCUCUGAGCGCCGCCGCCCCCAUGAACACGUCCGGGCGCCUGGCUUCCCCGCGCUGAGCCGCCGCCGCCUCCCGCCAUGCGCUGGGCCUGGGCCGCCGUCGGCCUCCUCUGGCCGCUCCUCGGGGCCGUCGGGGCGCGGCGGGAGCCCAAGCGGCCGCGCCAGCCGCCGGGCCAGCGCACCGAGCCCUUCAACUCCACAGUGGCUGGAAAUAGCGAGGGGCUGCCCGGCUCCCCCAAGCCCCCUGAGGCCCCAGGGCCUGAGUUCUCAGAUGCCCACAAGACAUGGCUCAACUUCAUCCGGCGGCCAGAUGAUGGGGUCUUGAAGAAAAGAUGCCGAAAUCGGGACAAGAAGUUGCAAGGCCUCUCAGGCCCCCCAGGUCCUCCUGGGCCCCCUGGUCCCCCAGGGCCCCCUGGUGCUAAGGUGACACAGGAGGCCCUGCUGCAGGAGUUUCAGGAGAUGCUGAAAGAGGCCACUGAACGCCGGUUCUCCGGGCUGCUGGGCCCGUGGCUGCCUGAGGUGCCAGCCGGACGGCUGGUGCUGGAGGCAUUCCACUGCCGGCUCAAGGGGCCACUGCAGGUGGACAAGAAGACGCUGGUAGAGCUGCAUGGCUUCCAGGCCCCCACAACCCAGGGUGCCUUCCUGCGGGGGUCUGGCCUGAGCCUGGCCUCAGGCCGGUUCACGGCGCCGGUGACUGCCAUUUUCCAGUUCUCUGCCAGCCUUCACUUGGCCCAAAGCUGUCCCCAUAGACCCCCGGGAGCUGCAAGGCAGGGCGAGGCCACGGGCCCGGGACACUGUGCGGGCAUUCAUCUGCAUCGAGUCUCUGUGCCAUCGGCACACGUCCUUGGAGGCUGUCUUGGGCCUGGAGAGCAGCAGCAGGGUUUUCACCGUACAGGUGCAGGGGCUGCUGCAGCUGCAGGCUGGACAGUACGCCUCUGUGUUUGUGGACAACGGCUCUGGUGUGGCCCUCACUGUCCAGAGUGGCUCCAGUUUCUCCGGCCUGCUCCUGGGAGUGUGACAUGAGGACCCUCCCUACGCCCACCCCUAGGGCCUGCUGAGCUGCUCCCCACCCUUGAGCACACCCCCAUAGCCCCCUUAAAUCCUGUCAUGGCAAUAAAGAGUCCUAGCCCUU